Messenger RNA from Lindgomyces ingoldianus, 2338 nucleotides. RefSeq lists its product as uncharacterized. NCBI's taxonomy places the organism in Eukaryota, Fungi, Ascomycota, Dothideomycetes, Pleosporales, Lindgomycetaceae. The record is from RefSeq and is a predicted model, not a curated record. Gene Ontology annotation, molecular function: L-amino-acid oxidase activity; polyamine oxidase activity. Gene Ontology annotation, biological process: amino acid catabolic process. The transcript is spliced from 2 exons. The coding region runs from base 25 to 2100 and encodes 691 amino acids.
AGAGUUUCCGAGCAAUUUCUAGUAAUGGCGUGUUGGGAAUCUACUAUUUUCCGUAUAUUUUUUUGGACUUCCUCGCUUCUCCCCUAUUGUUACUCAUCCCUCCCCCACAAUUCCGUUAGGUUUAAAGGCCCAUUAAAGGUACAUGCGAAUGGUAUGCACAAUGUGAGAAUUACGUACAAUGGAGCAGUUGACGGGCAGCUUUCAAUCCACUAUGGCUCAUGCAAUUUGAAGGCAAAAGAGGAGGCCCAUCAUUGUCUUGGGGAAACCCACAUUGGCGACCACCCGUUGGCGAAGAGGCACGUGAAUUGGGACGAUCGGCGGCCUACCAAAUUCGUAUGGUUACCUCUAGUAGACACUCCUGAUGCUGGAUGUCUGCACGCAUUUAUUGGAGAUGAAUUGGUUGGUCGCUCCACACCUGUCACCGUUAGGAAGCCAAUGGAACGGCGAUCAACGGCGUUCGCAGAUAUUGCGGAUGCCAUGGGCCCGUGGUUCGAUGGUGUGGCCUAUCUUCAAGAAAAAGAGCCGGAUCACGUCUUCGUUUCUAGUGCAAAAUCGAAGCUUAUUGGGAUUAUAGGGGGCGGAAUGUCUGGGUUGAUGAGCGCUUACUUACUCGAUUCGGCUGGAAUCCACGAUUGGAAGAUUUUGGAGGCAUCUGGACGCAUUGGAGGUCGUGUUCACACCACAUACCUGAAUGGCUCAAAAUCGAGUGAUUAUCAGUACCAAGAAAUGGGUCCAAUGCGUUUUCCUGUCAGCAUAACCGAUCCUGAUACGAAUGAAACGAUCCAGAUACUUGAUCAUCGAAUGGUGUUCCAGCUGGCUGAUGCCUUGAACAGGAUGAACCUACAUGAUCCGGACUACGCCGUUAACUUCAUCCCGUGGAUUCAGAGCAGCAAGAACCAACCUGUGUCAACAUCAAAGCGACGAGCAGAUGGCACUAUCCCAGGUGCUGCAGAAGUAGCAGCAAGCCCCAGCCUAAGGGACAAUGUCACAGCCACUUAUGUUAAUGCGACAGCUGUAGAAGAAGCUUCAGCUGCUUUCGAGGAAUGGAUCGAUCUGGACACCAAGAAAAUUAAAUCUAUGGCCUCGAACGUCUUCAAAGCACACAAGGCUGCUGUUGCGGCAGGAAAUUUCAACUUCUCAGAGUCCGCGUAUCUUCGCUACGUUCUUAAUACCGACUUGAACGUUACCGAUCUGGUUGACUCUACUUCUGAUGUGUACCCGUCGUGGGAGUACGAGACUGUAUACUUCUCAGCUACAACAUGGAGGACAAUUGAUCAAGGUCUUACCAGACUUCCUCGGGCCUUUGGUCCUCUAGUACUUAAUCGAACGAUGUUUCAAACCAAAGUGCAAGAAAUGUCUUGGAAUACCAGCACCGAAAAGAUGACCGUAAAAUGGCGACCAGGCAAUCCAUUUAGCAUGGAAACAGCGUCCAUGGACUUCGACUACACAAUCGUGGCCGUACCCUUCUCCAAAGUCCGACUCUGGAGACUUCCAACCUAUACCUCACUCCUCACUCGGGCAAUCAACACACUCAACUACGAGCAAUCCUGCAAAGUCGCACUCCACUACAAAACCCGAUUCUGGGAGCAUCUCGACCGCCCAAUCCUCGGCGGCUGCGGCAGCACAAACAUCCCCGGCAUCGGCUCUGUCUGCUUCCCCUCUUACAAAAUCAACUUCUCCGGACCCGGGGUGCUCCUUGCAUCCUACUCCUCUGGCACUCCAGCCCGCACAUUAGGCUCUAUGACCGAAACCGAGCACGUCGCACUGGCGCAGCGUGCCAUGAUAGAGGCCUUCGGUACCGUUGCUAAAGAUCAGUUCACAGGCGCGUAUGAUCGCAUCUGCUGGGAGAACAACGAAUUCCAGGCUGGGGCGUGGUGUUCGCCUAUGCUAGGGCAGCAAGAGCUAUAUCUUCCAGCCUAUUAUCACACGGAGAGGCAUACCGUGUUUGUGGGAGAGCAUACGAGCUUCACACAUGCUUGGAUUUGGAGUGCGUUAGAGAGCGCGGUCAGGGGAACUUCGCAGUUGUUGUUAGAUAUGGGGUUGGUGGAUGAGGCGAGGGAGAUUACGCAAACUUGGAUGGCGAGGUGGAUUAGCAUGUAGAUAUGAGCGCUGCUACACGGAAGCUUUACUUAGACUACUAGGAUAUGACUCUUACGGUUUAACCUACGUCGAGCACCUGCCAUUAUGCCAGGUCUCAUGUCCCUGGGCGCCGAAUAUUGCGCCAGUCGCUCAUCUGCAGCUAUAUUUUCGUCAUAUCAAAUUUCCGAAGGCCUUGCCAUGUUCUUGACAACUUUGUAAUGGGCAUACUACAUUCUUCCCGAACUCGACUCUCUAGCUU